CCUACUGCAUGCAUGUCUGUGUGACAGCUUGUUUCUAUUCAUUUGCACAAGGGUGUAUUACGUUUAAGGGUUUGUUGUUCGUGCAGUUGAAAUGACGAUAGGUGUUUUUUUCUUUUUUGCUAGCAUCGAAAUUAAUGAUUAGGCUAUAUGAAGAUGACCGGCUUCCUUCUAAGGUGCGUAGUUUUUUAUGCACUACAAUUACACUUUAUUUGCAGGACAUCCUUCUUAAAAUCAAUAAAAUUAAAAUUAGUAAUUGCUUUUAUCCAAAGCGACGUAUGACUGAGAAAUCGAGCGUCAGCCAGUCAAACUCCGCCGUGCGCCGCGUCCCAAAAACUGCGUGACGGAGAUGCACUUGGAAAGGGCCAUUAAAUAAGAGCUUGGGGAUAAAGAAAGUAACGUAGGACUAAGAGGGUUAUCGCUAUUAGUACUUUUGUACAAGGCGGUGUGCCACAAUAAUGGCAUGAAGGGCAGGAACAGAGUCGGCGACGGCGGCGGCGGCGGGAGGUCCGGUCAGCGCUGCGUGGAUGGGCUCCCUGCCGCCUGGGCUUAGCGCCAUAUGCCCCUGAAGCAUCUAGCGAUACCAGGGUCACAUGACUCGUUCACUUUCUGAGUGGAUGAAAACGCACCAGUGGGUCCAGACCAGAGGGCUGUGGUCAAACAUCUAGUUUUUGCGUUCCGCCCCCUGGCAAAGAAGGUGAUGAAGAAGUGGUCCAUGACUCAGAACCUGAGCUUCCUCAAGCAGCUAGAGGCAGGCAUCUGCUACUUCAACCUGCGUGUGUCGUCCAAACCGGACGAGCCAGGCUACGAGGUCUACUUCAUCCACGCCCUCUUUGGGCACCGGGUGCAGGACGGCCUCAGUGACAUCGAGCGCUUACUUGGCGAGCACCCAAAGGAGGUGGUCUUGCUGGACUUCAACCAUCACUAUGCCAUGAGCGAAGAACACCACCGCCACCUUCUGGCCACACUGUAUGAGGUUUUUGGCCGCAAGCUCUGCAAGGUCAGUGCGGUGGAGGAGAUAACACUGGACUACCUGUGGGAGAACGACUAUCAGAUGUAUAUACGAAAGUAUUUUGAAAGAUUGAGGGAGAAGCAGGAGAGCGGCAGGGGAGCUGAUGCUGAGGGAGCGUGCAUGAUUAAGACUGGUGGAGCUUUACAGGUGCUUGUUUUCUACCACCACCCUUCUGCAGAGACAUGCACCCUCCUCUGGCCGGGCAGCAAGAUCCCAGCCCCCUGGGCCAACACCACAGACCCCCACAAACUGCUCCAGUUCCUGGAGAGCACACGGGCUGAGCGUGUCCAUUGUGGUUCUUUCCAUGUGUCCCAGGCCGUCCUCACCCCCAGGGUGAGGACCGUCAUCGGGGGACUCCUCAGGGGGCUCCGCAAGCACCUGGUGGAGAGGAAUCUGCCCACCAUCAUGACCUGGGUGAAGGCCCAGAAGCCAGGGCGGCAAGGAGUCAACAUCAUCACCUUAGAUUUUGUGGACCUGGUGGACUUUGCCAGUUCCGUCAUCAAGCUUAACGACCAUCUGCUUCCUGACCAAGCAGUCACAUGACUGCAGGCAUGACACACUCAGAAAGCAACUACCUUAUAGUUGUGUAUAAAUAACUUACAAACAACGAUAAAACUCAAAGUACAACGUACCACUUUUGCCUGCUUGUGAGCUAAGAGGGAAGUUUGAAGCUGAAAAUCCUUACGAAAUGCUUCCUUUAACUCCUUGUGCAGUUCAAAAACUCCAGACUUAUGUCCACUUAUUACUCUCCAGCCGGCAUACAGGAAAUGACGUGUAAUGACCGCAGUUAAAAUAUAGACAAAAUACUUAAAGGAAACAACCCUUAAUCAAAUAAAAUUCCUUUUCCAUUCUGAAA
Messenger RNA from Paramormyrops kingsleyae, 1865 nucleotides. RefSeq names its product phosphatidylinositol-specific phospholipase C, X domain containing 2 (gene plcxd2). Gene Ontology annotation, biological process: lipid metabolic process. The record is from RefSeq and is a predicted model, not a curated record. Lineage: Eukaryota; Metazoa; Chordata; Actinopteri; Osteoglossiformes; Mormyridae. Gene Ontology annotation, molecular function: phosphoric diester hydrolase activity.